Molecule: messenger RNA, 744 nt
Organism: Ylistrum balloti
Lineage: Eukaryota; Metazoa; Mollusca; Bivalvia; Pectinida; Pectinidae
Exons: 4
Coding region: 1-744 (247 amino acids)
Source: RefSeq, a predicted model, not a curated record
AUGCUAUUGAAACAAGAGGCUGACUUUUCCAUGGUGAAAACAGAGGAAAUUCAGAGGGAAGAUGUUGUCAGUGCUAUAAAAGAGAUUGAAGAGGCCACUCUGGAGACAAUUGGAAAUGUCUAUAAUGAGCACAUCUUUAUGUUUGAAGCCACCGGAUACACCAAAAUUCUAACUUUGGACAAUAAAGAUGAGGCAAUUAAGGCUUUGAAGGCUUUCUACCUGCUCUAUCGACCAAUGGCUUCAAUAAAUCAGUUUAUGGAAGGGCUCAAACUACAUGGAAUACUGCAGAAGCUUCAGGAACACCCAAAGGAUGCUUGUCUUUUCUUUAACGGAAGUUCCUAUCCCACUGCAGAUGAAAUACAAGAUUUCUUCAAACCGGUUUAUUCAUCAGGUACAGAGGAAAAGGAAAAGGAAGAGAUGAUUGUGUAUAACUGGGGCAAAUAUCUGAAAAAUAUUAAGGGGAGAAUUUCUACACCAUGGCUGUCCAUGGAUACAGGUGUAGAAGACAUUGUGGAACUAAACAUGGGCCACCUUUGUCAGGCACUGUUGGGUUGCCCAAAACUUCUGACAAGCAUGAACUCUGGAAGUAUUCAAUUUGAUCACAAAUCUUCCAAUUUGCCGACGGUCAAUACAUGUGCACCAUCAAUUACAUUUUCAAAGACGGAAGAACUACAAAAUUAUUGCACAUUCCAAGAGGUUCUUCAAAAUGUUAUUGUCGGUGCAUAUGGUUUUGGGAUUGCAUGA